AUGAGCCUAACCUCGCGAGUCUUCGGCCUGUUCUCGACAACAGCGACCUCGGACUCGACCACGCACGAAUCGCCUGUUUCAACAUGGACACAACAUCCUGUUCCGGCAAGCGGGAUCCAUGAGAUCGGCCAUGCCCAGUAUGCCGCUCGAGUGAUGGAGGAGGAGGAGCCCCGUCCACCAUAUCUACAUGCGAUGCUCGCUGGUGGAACCGGAGGAACAUGCGGUGACAUGCUGAUGCACUCGCUCGACACCGUCAAGACCCGACAACAAGCCGAUCCCCACUUCCCGCCCAAGUACACUUCAAUGACCUCGUCAUAUUCAACAAUUUAUCGACAGGAAGGACUGUUUCGUGGCCUGUACGGUGGGGCUUUGCCGGCCUUUCUCGGCUCAUUUCCAGGGACGGUGAUUUUCUUUGGGAUGUAUGAAUUUACCAAGCGGUUGAUGCUGGAUGGAGGCAUUAACCCCAACUUGGCAUACCUGUCUGGUGGUUUCUUCGCAGACCUGGCUGCAUCGGUCGUCUACGUUCCGUCCGAAGUGUUGAAGACUCGGCUGCAGCUACAGGGACGGCACAACAACCCGUUCUUCCAUUCGGGAUACAAUUACCGCGGCACCCGCGAUGCGAUCCGCACGAUCGUCCGCCAGGAAGGUUUCUCGGCUCUCUUCCACGGCUACAAGGCAACCAUCUUCCGUGACCUGCCAUUUUCGGCGCUGCAGUUCGCUUUCUACGAGCAGGAGCAGGCUCUGGCCAAGCAAUGGGUCGGCUCUCGGGAUAUCGGGCUGGGUCUGGAGAUCCUAACUGCCGCCACUGCUGGUGGUAUGGCCGGAGUGAUGACCUGUCCGAUGGAUGUCGUCAAAACGCGAAUCCAGACCCAACGGAACCCUCCGGAGAACCCUGGGCCGUCGGGUGCGAAACACGCCAACGAUCAUGUACCCAAAGAAAGCCCUAGGCCGCAUGCGCCGGCGUCAUCGCAUUCGCACACUCCUCGGGGAUCCUCAAGACCCAUUUCCACGUCAGGACCAUCCACAUCGGUUCUGCCCCCAGGAACACCGCGACUGGACACAUCAUCCUUUUUCACAGGGCUGAAGAUGAUCUACCGUGCCGAGGGGGUUGCAGGGUGGUUCCGCGGCGUGGGCCCACGCGGUGUGUGGACCAGUAUCCAGAGUGGAACGAUGCUGGUCCUGUACCAGUACCUACUCAAACAACUCGAGAUCUACCACGGUUCGGAGGAGCCUUUGUGA
Molecule: messenger RNA, 1239 nt
Organism: Penicillium alfredii
Lineage: Eukaryota; Fungi; Ascomycota; Eurotiomycetes; Eurotiales; Aspergillaceae
Product: putative mitochondrial carrier protein
Exons: 2
Coding region: 1-1239 (412 amino acids)
Biological process (GO): magnesium ion export from mitochondrion
Molecular function (GO): magnesium ion transmembrane transporter activity
Source: RefSeq, a predicted model, not a curated record